Phyllotreta striolata is the source of this 3302-nucleotide messenger RNA. NCBI's taxonomy places the organism in Eukaryota, Metazoa, Arthropoda, Insecta, Coleoptera, Chrysomelidae. The record is from the annotation of a GenBank genome assembly.
CUUUUUCCUGUCAUUGAGUUGAAAUUUCCUGUAGUUAGACAUACUUAUUUUUCUGUUUGACGUUUUAGAACAAAAUUUUACCAUCUGGGUUAAUUUUUAUAUAUUUUUAUGAAUACAUACAAUUUUUUUAAAUGGAUGAUCAAUCGAAGAAACUCAAAAAUCCAUUGUUUAGUGCUUUCGUGACUGGUACAACAUUAGAGGAUUAUUCCCAAAAUGCUAUAUUAUUACCAGCGAAAGAAAAACCACCACCCUCUUCCCUAAAAAUUUCACAGGAACAACUUCUGAACGAAAUACUUUCGAACCCGCUGAAAUCACCCGACGAUUCCUCGAGAUCAUCAGAACCCGGACCCAGCAGCGAAUUCUCGACCAAGGACCUUCCCGCAGCGCAAACUGCACCGCCUUUCGCCCAAGAUCUACCCGACAUUUCGACCCUUCAACCCCACUUAGCCCCAACGGCGGCCAACACCUCGCACUUGUCCUCCGUAUUCUCGUCGUUCUCGAAUAUCCUCAGCUUGGGCGGCUCGAGCACCAAGGAGCCGGUUCCAGUACCGCCUCCAGCCGGCAUCGACACCUUCAUCCAGCAACCGGCCAUCAACCCGGACCCGGUGCCGCUGUUUUCGGCCGACAGCGCUCAGUUUCUACAGCAGAAACCGCCCACCACAUCAGAAACUUCGAAUCAGUUUAGAAGAGGAGGCUUGAAGCGACCCACGUAUGCUCCAGUACCGGGUCUGUCCGGCACCGCACCAGCUCCAGCAGCGCCCGCUCCGCCUGUAAUCGCCCCUCCGCAACCGGCACCCUACUUCACGUCGGCGUUCUUCACCCCGUCGAUCGACUCGGUGGUGACCAGCUCGGCUCAAAUCCACCAGCACCCGUUCAGGCCGCUGUCGGCCCCGUCGCCGGUCGCGCAUUUCCAGUCGAACUUCGGCCAGGAGGCCGCGCCGAGCCCCGUCAUGGACGCCAUCUCGCCCAGCGAGCUGGGCCGCGACAACGGCCGCAUCGAUUCGGCUUCGAAUUCCUCGACGGGCGGCGCCGAGUCCGAGCAAGCUCGCGCUCCCGUCAACCAAGUCUACAGGCCGGUCUACCACCACUGGUUCUUCGAGAAGGGCGGGCAGGAGAAGAAGAGCUGGCAGCCGUUUUCGAUGGUCGAUUCGCUGGCGCUCGAGCACGCUUUCACGUCCAACGAUUUGGAUCCGGAGAAGGUGAUAGCGACCGACGGCGGUCGAUACGAUGUGAACAUUCUGAGGCGCCAGAGGAGCGCCGUUUACUGGAAAUCGGAACCGACGGAAGUUCGAAGGUGCUCUUGGUUCCACAAGAACUCGUCGGACGGCAGGCUGUUGCCCUACGAGGAGAACGUGGCGGCCACGUUGGAGGAGGAGUACAAGGUAGCGUUCGAAUCGAACCAGUGGCACAGGAAAAUCGAGCUGCCCAACGGCGAGACCGUCGUCCUGCACGGUCCCGACGUAUUGGUGCUGUUCUCCCAAUCCCAAGUACCGGACGCUUGGGGCAACUCCACGACACAACCGCGUCCGAGGGUGGUGAAACGAGGCAUGGACGAGUUCGACAUCGACGAGGGCGAGCCGGCGCGCGUCGACCACAUUCUGUUCAUGGUGCACGGCAUCGGGUCGGUGUGCGACCUGAAAUUCCGGACGGUGGAGGAGGUGGUGGACGAGUUCCGCGGCAUCGCCUACCAAUUGGUCCAGUCCCACUACAGGACGUCCUGCGAGGCCGGCGCGGUGCACAGGGUGGAGGUGUUGCCGAUCAGCUGGCACGAUCGGUUGCAUUCGGAGGAGACCGGCAUCGACGACCAGCUGGAUCGCAUCACGCUGAGCAGCGUGCCGACGCUGAGGAAGUUCACCAACGACACGCUGUUGGAUAUACUGUUUUACACCAGUCCGGUGUAUUGCCAGAAGAUCAUUUCUACCGUGGGUAGCGAGCUGAAUCGGAUAUACGAUCUGUUCAAGAUGAGGAAUCCCGAGUUCAGCGGCGGGGUGUCGUUGGGCGGGCACAGUUUGGGCAGCUUGAUUCUGUUCGAUUUGCUGUGCCAUCAGGAUUCGAAGGUCGAAACGGAUAGCGAGGAGAGCGAUGAUUUAACGUCGGAAAAACCCGCGCCGCAGGAUAGGAAAAUGAGCAAAAGGAUCAGUUACAUGAUGGGCGCGAUCGGUACGGGUCAACCUCAGAUACACUACACCCGGUUGAACUUCGAGCCUAAGAAUUUCUUCGCUUUAGGCUCGCCCAUAGGAAUGUUCAUCAUCGUUAGGGGUUUGGAUACGCUAGGCGACAAUUUCUCUCUACCGACUUGCCCCGCUUUUUACAACAUCUUCCAUCCCCACGACCCGAUCGCCUACAGAAUCGAGUCCCUGAUAAACCCCGAACUCGGCCAGCUCAACCCCGUCCUGAUACCCCAUCACAAAGGAAGAAAACGAAUGCACUUAGAAUUGAAAGAAACGAUGGCGCGAGUGGGCGCGGAUUUGAAACAGAAAGUCUUCGAUUCGAUGAAGAACACCUGGAAUUCCGUGUACCAGCUGGCGAUGUUCCACAAGCAAACGCCACCGCCGAACCUGGAAGAGGAAGUCGCCAGUGCCUACAACGAGCAGAUAGAAGUGAAAGACGAGCCGGAGCAAGUCGAGGACACCGCCGGGAUCAACUUGGGGACCCUCAACGGCGGCAGGAGGAUCGACUACGUGCUGCAAGAAGCGCCUUUCGAGGUGUUAACCGAGUACUUUUUCGCGUUGAAGAGCCACGUUUGCUACUGGGAGUCCGAGGAUACUAUUUUGAUGAUUUUAAAGGAAAUUUAUACUUCGAUGGGAGUAACGAGCGAUAGUCAAAUACCGCAGCAAUCUAUGACGAUUGAAAGAGCGGCUCCGUCGUUUGAGAAUAAUUCACUAUACGGUGCGGGGGUGGAUCCUACGAGGCCUAUGCAGUUACCCGGUAACAUCCAACCUCCACCGAUGGCGGGAUUUGUUAAGAAGACAUAGUAUAUAGUGUACGAGUGGUUUUAUAAACCACUUGCGCAACGAUAUGCUCCUUAUUUAUUGCAGAAUACUUUCCAGUCUAAAGUUAAGCGAAAGAGACGACUGAACUAAUCAGGUGAUAUCAGUUACCCAUUGUAAUAAUAAAAUUGUUUCGUUAGUUUCAUUUCAUCGAGUACAUUUCGUUUUUUGCGUGCCUUCCAGGGCGUCUUCGCAUUCCAUAUAGUUGUUUUAAUUAGGUAAAUUUAUAGUUUACGGUGGUUGUAAAAAUUCUAUGUGUUGUUAAUUCUUUGCGUAAUUUUAUUAAAUUGAGAAAUAUAUUUAUACUAACUA